Orussus abietinus is the source of this 1201-nucleotide messenger RNA. RefSeq lists its product as uncharacterized. Lineage: Eukaryota; Metazoa; Arthropoda; Insecta; Hymenoptera; Orussidae. The record is from RefSeq and is a predicted model, not a curated record. The coding region runs from base 127 to 1032 and encodes 301 amino acids. Gene Ontology annotation, biological process: reciprocal meiotic recombination. The transcript is spliced from 6 exons. Gene Ontology annotation, cellular component: site of double-strand break.
CGGUUCGAGAUCUCGUUGACUAGUCUCACGCGAAGUUUCUCACAUUUUCGUUACAGUGAAAGAAUCGAUUCCCGGUGCGAGCACGUGCUCUUGAAGUGUACACAAAAACAGUUCGUCGAUCUCAUCAUGGAAUCGAUAUUCAACUUGGAUUUUGAUACAGCAAAUAUAGAAGACCUCGUUCAAGAGUGGGUGCAACAUAUUUACAUUAAAAAUAAAGAGCAACAAGAAGCAAUCAAAAAUUCAAAUGAUUUCUACCUUCCAUUCAUGGCCGUACCGAUGCCCGUUGUGAAAGCAAUUUUCAUAAUAACGUCACAUUUUGAACUUGGUCCUAACGCUAGAUAUUUAGCAGUGUAUCUGUACGACAAAUUCAUGCAUAACCAUUUCAAUGAAAUAUACAUGGCUGAAGUGGAGAAUGGACUAAAGGAAAUUUCAUGGGUACAGACUUGCAGCAAAGUAUCGAGUCAAGCAAAAUUAUGCCUCAUGUCCUGUAUACAACUUGCCAGCAAAAUGGAUUCGCCUUCAAAAGCUUUAGGAAUCUCUCAGGUCCUGUGUAUGUUACGUUGUAUCGCUCCAACAUGUACAUACACUCAUAAUAUGAUUUUCAACUCUGAGUUCAAAGUAUUCAAAACAGUAGGUUUUCAAAUACCAUUAUUUACCCCGUUACACUAUAUAGAGGUUCUUCUUGCUGCUACAGACCUCACACAAACACCAGAAAUAUUUAAUAUUUCCAUUCAUUUAUUAGAUUUGGCCUUCCUGCAGCACGAACAACUGUACACUCACUUGCAAAUGAACGUACAUGGUCGGAUAUCAAUGACUUAUCUCGAUAAGAAAAACUAUGCAGCUUUGGAAACUAAUAUGCUAUUUCUCAGUGCUUCGAUCGUACUUGGUUCUACAUUUUUUCUUUGUUUAGAAAAGAAGGCAAUAAAAAAUCUUGUACUGAAGCUUUCUAAUUUAAUCGAAAUACAAGUUCAAGACAUUUUGGACAUGGGAAAUCUAUUGUUUUCAAUGGUGGUUCAAGACUUUCAGCUUUGAUGGUCACGUUCAACAUUCAUAUUAUAAAAUAUUGUCAGUAUCAUUAAUUAGAUAUUUUUCCUAACAUGACUGUAGGAUACUGUAAUUACAGUAAACACUGCACAUUAAAUAGUUUAACCAUCGGUAUUACCGAAACGACUGAUACUUAAAUGAACUAUGGUUGAAUAAG